Molecule: messenger RNA, 1185 nt
Organism: Nannizzia gypsea CBS 118893
Lineage: Eukaryota; Fungi; Ascomycota; Eurotiomycetes; Onygenales; Arthrodermataceae
Exons: 4
Coding region: 1-1185 (394 amino acids)
Source: RefSeq, a predicted model, not a curated record
AUGGUCAAAUACGCCCUUCUGCCCUUGGUGGCCGUCGCCCUUGUCCAGGCCGGUAGCCCUGAAUGGCACCAUUCCAGAACCCCUACCUUUUCAGUUGACCCGAAAGUUCACAAGGGCUGCACAUCCUGGAUAAAUGUCGUCGAUGCGGCGGGAAAGCUUACCUGCGAUGCCUUCCUGGACACCAUCAACGUCGCCAAGAGACAAUUCAUCUUCUGGAACCCCCAGCUUAAUGGUGACUGCUCAAACAUCCAGAGCAAGGCGUCUUACUGUGCAUUCCUGCCUUCUCAUGCCACUAAGCAAGCUCGCCAGCGUCCACCCCCAGGGCCAAAUGGCCCAAAGCCUCUUCCGCCAGGUCUCUUCCAGGACGGGUUUGAGCUUGGUAACAGGAAUAGGAAGCGUAGUGAGCCCUAUCCUGCAAAAAAAUGGGAUGGGCCUCAUGGACCGAAAGAAGGUCCUCCACCGGGCUGGAAACUCGGCGGGAAUGGUGGCCAUGGCAAGAAGCUGGUCGCGAAAUCACCAAUGGCUACUGGAAUGCCCUCGCAUACCAUGAUGAUGAAGCACAUUGGAACUGGCAUGCCAGAACCGCGCUCCGAGCCACCCUUCAUGCCACCACACAUCCCUAACCUACCCAAUGAAAUGACGAAUAACAGGGCUGCCUACCCUACCACUAUGACCACCGAACUGAGACCACCUGCUGCUACCAACACCAAGCGCGAUGCCAACGUCCCUGCCUCUACCCCCAGCCCCGUCAGUAUUCCCAUCCUGGGAUGCAAGCAAUUCCACACCGUCAAGGCCGGAGACACCUGUUCCACUGUCGUCAAGCAGUAUCCUGGACUUCGUCUCAGCGAGUUGCUCAAACUGAACCCCAACCUUGGUCCCGCCUGUCCUGCCCUCCCUGCCAAUACCCGAAUCUGCGUAAGAAGAGACCCAAGAACCGGCUCAUUAAACACUCCCUCUGCUGCCGUAGACAUCCAUUCCCGCGAUGUCCAGGACUGGCCAUCUCCCACCAAGCCAGGAACUAACCCAGGCUGCAAGUCGUUUGAACUGAUCAAGAAGGGAGACACGUGUGUGGGCGUUUGCAGAAAGCAUCAUAUCGUCCCCGAGAUGCUCAUUAGGUGGAAUCCAGCUGUCGGACGUGACUGCGAGAUGCUUGAAGUUGGAUACUAUGUCUGUGUCCGUAUUUGA